Rubroshorea leprosula is the source of this 651-nucleotide messenger RNA. NCBI's taxonomy places the organism in Eukaryota, Viridiplantae, Streptophyta, Magnoliopsida, Malvales, Dipterocarpaceae. The record is from the annotation of a GenBank genome assembly.
GGAUUAGUUUCUUAUAAUUAAGAUAGUGCAAUUAGAGAGAUGAAUGAUAUAAUUUCAUAUGCUGACAAUGUGGAGUUGUAUGAAGACCAUGACAUCAAUAUACCUGAGAUUGUUGAGGGUCCAUUAUUGCUCACAAAGCCAAUACAUAAUGAUAAGGAAGUGUUAGAUGCUGAAGAUGAGGGUGGCAAUAGUGGUAGUGAUGUUUUUGUGCACGGGGAUGAGGGUAAUUUAGGAAGUGCAAAAAGUAGUGAUGUCGAUAGUGGUAGUGAUGAUGUGUCGGUUAUUGACUUGGAGACAAGUUCAAAUGAUAGUGCAUGGUCAUUGGGGAGUGACAAAACUAAUGAUGAGCAAGUCAAUAUUGUUGACUUGGCUCAAGAGGUUACGAAGAGAAGGAGAAAUGCCACAAGAAGCAGUAGAAACAAGUCUAAGGCAACUAUGCAUACUAGAACUAAGAAUGAGCAAGAAGAUGAUCAUGUUGAAGAACCUGUAGUCACUUAAGAGCAACCAACUAUCCAACAACAACAACAACCUGUAGUCACAGAUGAUUAAGCUACUGUCCAAGAAGCUACUGUGACAAAUGCUGCUGGUAUAGAAGAAACUAUAAGGGAAACAUGCAGUAAAGGUAAAAAAAAAGAAAUAUGUUGCUCAUCA